Lytechinus variegatus (green sea urchin) is the source of this 8443-nucleotide messenger RNA. RefSeq lists its product as uncharacterized. The record is from RefSeq and is a predicted model, not a curated record. Lineage: Eukaryota; Metazoa; Echinodermata; Echinoidea; Temnopleuroida; Toxopneustidae. The transcript is spliced from 45 exons. Gene Ontology annotation, molecular function: protein binding. The coding region runs from base 8 to 6355 and encodes 2115 amino acids. Gene Ontology annotation, cellular component: plasma membrane.
GUAUUCGAUGGGAGAUCUGACCCCAACGACGCCAGAGCCAACCACUGAACCUACCCAACCACCUAUUCAGACUGCUACCCAACCACCUAUUCAGACUGCUACCCAACCACCUAUUCAGAUUGAUUACAUCGGUGCCCAGUUGAAUAUUACUUUCAAUGACAAGAAUUUCACCGAAGCUUUGAACGAUCCCACCUCUCCUGAAUAUCAGGCUUUAGUUGACGAAGUUAUCGACUUGAUAAAUGGACUACUGCAAAAUGGAUACUACGCCGAUGGAAAUACAACUGUUGUGGAAUUCAGGCCUGGAAGUAUUGUGGUUGUCCUUGUGAUAACGUUUGAUGCAUUACCGGAUCCACUCGUUGUCGUUCUAAACGAUGGUGGAACUGAUACCCUUGCUAAUGUCAUUGGUCAGGAAUUAGUCAGCCUACUCACAGAUGGUCUUUCGGAUCAAAAUGCUGCAGUUGAAUUGUCUGACGUGGUAAUUGAAGAAACGACCACAACAGUGGAAACUACUGUAGGGACAACAACCGAAGCAACAGGUCCCGCCACGCCAGAAACAACUCCAGAGUCAACUCCAGACACCACUCCAGGAACCAGUCCAGAAACAUCUCCAGAUACCAGUCCAGCAACCUCUCCAGUAACUUCGCCAACAACCACUUUGGAAACCACAGUAGCUUCUACGACACCGGAACUUACUUGUGCUGAUGACGAGUUCGCCUGUGACGAGGGACGCUGUAUAGAUGAGUCAGCUGUAUGCGACUUUAUUCCUGAUUGUAGAGUGUCCAGAAACGACGAAACAGAAGAUCUUUGUGAAGUUUCCUUGUUGACAGAGGAUAUCAGCGUUACAUCUCGAAGGAACGCGACAUUGAUGGCUCCUGAUAGCUACCCAAGUAGAACCGAAGACACCCCACUGGACUAUAUCCUUUAUCGAUUGACCGGUCCAGCUGACUCUUACCUACACAUUGAUGUCGCUUCUCUACAAUCCGACGGUCCUGAUUCAAUAGUGACAAUAGGAAAUGGACAUGACCCAGUAGAGGCAUACUACCUACCUGAUGGGAUAUUCCUGAGCUCACAAUUAAACUCUGCAUUUCCUAGCACCUACUACACACCAGAUAAUGAAGCAUUUGUAUUACUAGGAAGGGCACCAGAGGAGGAUGUAGAAAUCAACAUCAGGAUUAGCGUAUUCCAAUGCCCACAAGAGGGAGCUGUACCAUGUCUCCGCUCUGCUGAAUGUUACCUUCCAGAUCAAAUUUGCGACGAUGAAAUUCACUGCCAAAAUGGAGAAGAUGAACUCAAUUGCCCAAAUGAAUGUGCCAGUUGUACACCACUGUGGGGUGAUGAUACACCAGUGUGUCUCCGUCAGGAUUGGGUAUGCGAUGGAUAUCAAGAUUGUGACGACAACUCGGACGAAUCAGACUGUCCCACCUGCUUUGAAUGUCCAUCUGGAUCCUCCUAUGACUGUGUUUUUGAUCCUGAAUGGGUUUGUGAUACAUAUGAAGAUUGCAACGAAGGAGAGGAUGAAAGAAAUUGCCCAGUUUUCUGUCCAGAUGGUGAUUUUGGAUGCCCGUGGCCAGAUAGUGUCUGCAUCAACGAGACACUGAUCUGUGACUUUGUGCCUGAUUGUAGGGUGGCGGGAGGAGAUGAAGCUGAGGAAGUGUGUAUGGUCUCUCAAAUAACGGAUGAAGUAAUGGUUCCAUUUAAUGAGUAUAAGAUAUUGAGAAACCCAGAUUCCUAUCCAACAAGGGAUGUCAAUACGUCUAGUGACUAUCAGCUAUACAAGAUAUCAAGCCCACCAGACUCACAUCUACUGAUUGAAAUAAUAAGAGUUACAUUCGAUGGGACUCAAUCUACUGUAUCUGUUGGUAGUGGACUAGAUCCCGUUCAGGCCUUCUUCAGCAACAACAUUGUAUUGGCUUACACCAAUGGAUCGGGAUACGUAGCGAAUCCAACCCCGGCCUAUCAAACAUCACCUGGGAACGAGGCUUACAUCUUGCUUGAAAAAGCCCCAGAAGAAGGGAUUGAAAUGUUGGUCCGAGUCAGUGCAUUUGAGUGUGAAAGUUAUAAUGCAACCCCAUGCUCCAGGUCUAACCAUUGUUAUCUGGAAGAUGAGAUCUGUGAUGGGACAGUGCAGUGUGAACGCAGUGGAGAGGAUGAACAAGGAUGCGGUUCACCCGUCCCAGAUCCAUGCCAUUACUGUGAGAGGUAUGGGACAGAUGAUACGUGCUUGCCUCAGCAAUGGCUCUGUGAUGACUAUGCAGAUUGUAUCGAUGGAUCAGAUGAAUCUGACUGCGGUACUGCUACCUGCUUUGAAUGUCCAUCUGGCUCCCGCUACGACUGUGUUUUUGAUCCUGGUUGGGUUUGUGAUGGCGUUGAAGAUUGCAAUGAUGGAGAGGAUGAAAUUGAUUGCCCAGACCAAUGUACUGGGUUUGUAUGUGAAACCUUCUUUGGCAACUGUCUUCUUGAAAUGUAUGUCUGUGAUGGCAUGCCGGAUUGCUCGGAUGGUACGGAUGAAUUGAACUGUAAUGCUACGGAGCCCCCUUGUUUCCAGUGUCCAUCCGAACCAGACUGCAUAGAUCCAUCUUACGUGUGUGAUGGCGUUGAUGAUUGUGAAGAUGGGUUUGAUGAAGUGAAUUGCACUUGUCCGGAUGAUCAGUACCCUUGCUACUUUGCUGAUUCAAUCUGUCUUAAUUAUACUGCUUUUGGAUGUGAUGGAAACUAUGAUUGUCCAGGUGGUACGGACGAAUUCAAUUGUACAGGUUGUUUUGCAUGUCCUGGGUCUUCAUCAUGUUUACUUGACCUUCAAGUUUGUGACUUUUAUAACGAUUGUCCUUAUGGGGAAGAUGAGGCAGAAGAUCUCUGCAGACACUCUGAGUAUAUCAGUAACUUUGACAUCCAAGUUGGCGUUUGGACAUACUUCAGUGAAGGGUUUGUGAGAGAGAGAACUCUUGAUGAUCGUGAUACUCCAGCAAGCGAAUUCUACGAUUUCACCCACUAUGUCUUUGAAAGUCCUGAAGGAUCUACCCUGUUUAUGGAGAUACUGAAUUUUACAAUGAAUCUGACCGGACCUCUCGUGGACCUUGUGGGUGUCUCUACUGGAGCCUUUACCAACCCAACAGAUAUUUGGACAGUAUUAGCAUAUGCAGAUGGAUAUGGAAAUCUGGAGAGCUAUACUUCUAGUACAAACUUUACCCUACUUUUCAAUACAGGUUAUCUUCUCAUUGCCAUGCCAAAAUCUGUUGCUGGUAUCUUCAAUAUGACUUUCAGGGUGUCAGCUAUUGAAUGUGAGAGUCCUGAAUUCCCCUGUUAUCUCUCUCUGCAUUGCCUGGACAUUGAUACGGAUUAUUGCGACGGAGAGGUUCAGUGUCUUGAUAGUGAAGAGGAUGAAAAUGGAUGUGAAGGUUGCCUAAAUGGCCUUUACCCAUGCUUCACUGAUGAGUCUUGUUAUAAUUAUACUGUCUAUGGAUGUGAUGGAAACUACGAUUGUCCAGGUGGUACUGAUGAAUACAACUGCACAGGAUGUUUUGCUUGUCCUGGUUCUUCGGAAUGUUUACUUGACCUUCAAGUUUGUAACUACUAUAACGAUUGUCCCGAUGGGGAAGAUGAGGCAGAAGAACUCUGCGGACACUCUGAGUAUAUCAGUAACAAUGACAUUCAAGUUGGCGUUUGGACAAACUUCAGUGAAGGGUUUGUAAGAGAGAGAACUCUUGAUGGUCGUGAUACUCCAGCAAGCGAAUUCUAUGAUUUCACCCACUAUGCCUUUGAAAGUCCAGAAGGAUCUACACUGUUUAUGGAGAUACAGAAUUUGACAAUCAAUCUGACCGGACCUCUCUUGGAACUUGUGCGUGUCUCGGCUGGAUAUGGGACCGACCCAUCAUUCAUUGAAUCAACCCUGUUAUAUGUGAAUGGAUAUGAAUAUUUGGAAAGCUAUAGCGCAAAAUCUACCCUAAUGUCCAAUACUGGGUAUCUUCUGAUCGCAAUUCCAAAAUCUGUUGCUGGUACCUUCAAUCUGACUUUCAGAGUCACAGCUAUUGAAUGUGGGAGUCCUGACAUGCCAUGCAUUGCCUCUCUGCACUGCGUAGAUAUAGAUGACUAUUGUGAUGGUGAAGUUCAGUGUCUUGAUAGUGAAGAGGAUGAAUACGGAUGUGAAGCUACGGAGCCCCCUUGUUUCCAGUGUCCAUCAGAACCAGACUGCAUAGAUCCUUCUUACGUGUGUGAUGGCAGUGAUGAUUGUGAAGACGGGUUUGAUGAAGUGAAUUGCACUACCUGCUUUGAAUGUCCAUCUGGAUCCUUUCAUGACUGUGUUUUUGAUCCUGGUUGGGUUUGUGAUGGCGUCGAAGAUUGCAUUGAAGGAGAGGAUGAAAUGAACUGUUCAGCAACCACUCCUACCACCAGUUCUACAAUCAGUCCCGAUACGAGUUCUCCAACCAGUCCUACAGUUAGUCCCGAUACAAGUUCCCCAACUAGUCCUACAGUUAGUCCCGAUACGAGUUCCCCAACCAGUCCUACAGUUAGUCCCGAUACGAGUUCCCCAACCAGUCCUACAGUUAGUCCCGAUACGAGUUCCCCAACCAGUCCUACAGUUAGUCCUGUAAUUAGUUCUCCUACCAGUUCUACAGUUAGUCCUGUAAUUAGUUCUCCUACCAGUCCUACAACUACACGUAUUCCUUCAUCCACUCCUACAACCACUUCUACAAGUCCUACUGAUCAAUGCAAUGAAUUUUUAUGCCGAACGGUUGAUCCUGAAUAUGGUAACUGUAUUUCCAAUGACUCAGUGUGUGACUUCAUAACAGAUUGCUUAGAUGGUAGCGAUGAAGAAGAUUGUGAUUGUUUCAAAUGCCCCAACGAGGAUGCAUGCCUCCUUGAUGCUUUUGUAUGUGACUUCCUUGUGGAUUGCGAACCUGAUGGAGCGGAUGAAGACUUUUGCAAGCAUUCAGAUUAUAUCAGACCACGAAUUGUCACAACUGGAGAAUGGAUUACAAUAGAACAAAGAGCUGGAGAUCCUGUGGAGUAUCGUGGCACACCGGCUAGCGAGAUAUUUUACUUCUACCAUUACGUCUUCCAAGCCGAUUCUGGGGCAACGCUCUUUGUGGAGGUUCUGGACUUCACAGGAACUACAGAUCACUCCCUGGACUACCAUCCGAUUGUGACUGCUGGAGCCGGGGAAGACCCUCUAGCUUCUUUGUCAGAGGAAGCUUACUUUGAUACUUUUGGAUCUGUGGAUAGCAUCAGCUCAACAAAGAAUUUUACACUAGAAAGCAGUACUGGAUAUGUUUUACUUAACUUCCCGAAAAACACAGAAGUUUAUGUGAGAUUCAGAGUCACAGCUGUUGCAUGUGUGGACGGUGAUUCUACCUAUUGCAUUGGGUCUCCCCAUUGCUAUGACGUAGUUACCGAAUGCCGUGAUGGAACUGUACAAUGUCUAUACACUGGGGAGGAUGAAGAUGAGGGCACGGAUUGUCAAGGUUCUCCAGGUCCAACCACUCCUACCACCAGUUCUACAAUCAGUCCCGAUACAAGUUCCCCAACCAGUCCUACAACUAUUCCUUCAUCCACUCCUACAACCACUUCUACAAGUCCUUCUGAUCAAUGCAAUGAAUUUUUAUGCCGAACGGUUAAUCCUGAAUAUGGUAACUGUAUUUCCAAUGACUCAGUGUGUGACUUCAUAACAGAUUGCUUAGAUGGUAGCGAUGAAGAAGAUUGUGAUUGUUUCAAAUGCCCCAACGAGGAUGCAUGCCUCCUUGAUGCUUUUGUAUGUGACUUCCUUGUGGAUUGCGAACCUGAUGGAGCGGAUGAAGACUUUUGCAAGCAUUCAGAUUAUAUCAGACCACGAAUUGUCACAACUGGAGAAUGGAUUACAAUAGAACAAAGAGCUGGAGAUCCUGUGGAGUAUCGUGGCACACCGGCUAGCGAGAUAUUUUACUUCUACCAUUACGUCUUCCAAGCCGAUUCUGGGGCAACGCUCUUUGUGGAGGUUCUGGACUUCACAGGAACUGCAGAUCACUCCCUGGACUACCAUCCGAUUGUGACUGCUGGAGCCGGGGAAGACCCUCUAGCUUCUUUGUCAGAGGAAGCUUACUUUGAUACUUUUGGAUCUGUGGAUAGCAUCAGCUCAACAAAGAAUUUUACACUAGAAAGCAGUAGUGGAUAUGUUCUACUUAACUUCCCGAAAAACACAGAAGCUUAUGUGAGAUUCAGAGUCACAGCUGUUGCAUGUGUGGACGGUGAUUCUACCUAUUGCAUUGGGUCUCCCCAUUGCUAUGACGUAGUUACCGAAUGCCGUGAUGGAACUGUACAAUGUCUAUACACUGGGGAGGAUGAAGAUGAGGGCACGGAUUGUCAAGGUUCUCCGGCUCCAUAGUAGAUAUAUCAUGCUCUAGCUUUUUUCUUUUAAAAAAAUUGGUUAUGGUAACAAAUAGGAAGUUUCUAUGACAGACUUGGCAUCAACCAAUCAAUACACAUAAUGUUAGUGAUGAUAAAAAUGUCAUGAUAGCAAGGUUUAUGAAGCAGGGUCCUGAUAAUGAUUCUUAUCACUUCCACAGUUCUGAAAAAGAUAUUGAGUGAUUGCACUUCAGGUGCACAUUGAAGAUUGAUUUUUUUUUAAUUCUUAUUAUUUCACACAUAUAUUUGUCAGCAUGCAGAGCUUAGAAAUAAUGUAUUAAGUGCUAUAUAAUGCAUAUUGCAUCAUAUUAUUUCUAUGCAAAGGUUAGAAUUAGUUGUAAACAUUAUAUGUGUUGUACAAGAACAUGUACCUUUGUAUGUAAUUUUACGCUUAAAUUGUUUGAAAUCACUCGUGUAUAUAUAUAUAUAUAGUAUAAUCGUAACAUACUUUGAUAUGCCUUAAACUUUGCUUCCAGUAAAUGUCUUAUAAUUAACAAAAAACUACUGACAAUGCAAAGACUUUGCUAGAAAAUUUAAUUAUUAAAUUGAAUUAUUAAAAGAAAUAAUUCGGAAGAAAAUCUACUGAAACAUAAAGGGCAGUACAACAGAUCAUUGUAUUUCAGGGGGAAAAAAUCAUGCCCUUGAAAUGGUAACAAAAAAGAGCCCUGAAAAAUCCCUAUUCAAUGUAAAAUUUUAUCCAAUGCUGCAGAUUACAGCCAGUGGAUCAUGAAAAGAGCCCUUUUUUUUAAAUGUCUGAUGUACAGUUGUGCUCAUAUGUAGUGAAACCCAGCAGAAAAUGCACUCCUUCAUGCCGGGUAUUGAAUGGAGACAAUUUCACUACAAUGUUCUGCCCCUGCCAGCCCAGAGAAACAAACUGUAUUGAAUGCACCAUUAUUAUCACCUGACAUCACAAUUAAAUAUCUAAAACGUGGCAGAAAUUGAACACUUGAAAAAUGUUCAUUUUCUGGUGGGUUUCACUUUUAAACACCACUGUAUAUACCAGAUUUUGCUCUCGGGACACUUUCUACUGUGUGAAAAUAGUGAUACGUAUUAAACACUACCCGUUAAAGGUACUGGCAUUUAGAAUGCCUUUGAAGGACACUGCAGACAUAAGAAUUAGUGUGACUCAAUUUUGGAAUAAAACUUUGUAACAAUUCAUGUGAAUACUAUAAAAGGCAUGCUCCCUUUUUUACAAUCUUUUUUUUUAUUUGUAGGAAAAUCAAAGGGAAUGUAGUGUGUUUUAUAUUAUAUUGUACUGUUGCAUUAAUGAACUUAUUAAAGAGAGUUAAAAGAAAUAUAUUUUUUCAUGUUGCAAUGUAAGAUUGGUUUUAAAAAUAUAAACAUAUAUAAUUAUAUAAACAUUUACAAGCAGCUGUAAAGGUACAUUUCUAUUCACAUUUUAUGGUGUAUAUUGGAAUCUGAGGGUUGUUGUAUCUUACGUUAUCUUUUAGUAAAUGUAAAACAUGUGACCAGCCACCCCAAGACCAACAAUAAGUCGCCCGAAAGGAUUAUUGUUUAGAUUUUUAUGGAGUGUUAAAAAGCAUAUCCUAAGCUUUGAAUUGAACUAGUUGAAAUCGAUCAGCAAUAACCCUCACAAGUAGUUGAUUGAAUGCCCAAGAUAUUCAAUGAGAUUUGAAAAAAAUGAGGUGGAAACAAGGUUUCAAGUUCGGGGUUCAAUCAAACAUGAACUGUAUCUACUGUGAAAUUUAUGUGAAACUUUCCAGUAGCGUGCAAAAUGCAGUGUCAAAGAAACUCUAAAUCUUGUCUUUUAUUCAGCAGUAUUCAGCUUUAAGUUUUGGCAGAAUGAAGACGGAUUACUCUGACUUUCAGAUAUUAGCAAUUUUCCGAUUGUCAAUUUUUGAAGUCCCGCAAAUUACUAUUUUGGCUAUUUUCAGAGAACUUUCCUCUUGGCGUAUUGUUGCUUUGGGAGUGGCUGGUCUCUUAUGAUCAUUAUCAGGGUAGGAAGAAUCUGACAGUGAGUAGAAUAGCAUCAUUUAUAUUUCAAUGCCUUCAUAGCAGAGUUCCCGCAAAAAGUCUGUAUGGCGUCUAUCCCAAAGCCUCAUUGUUC